Xiphophorus couchianus (Monterrey platyfish) is the source of this 2529-nucleotide messenger RNA. RefSeq names its product derlin 1 (gene derl1). The transcript has 8 exons. Bases 1 to 768 code for a protein of 255 amino acids. NCBI's taxonomy places the organism in Eukaryota, Metazoa, Chordata, Actinopteri, Cyprinodontiformes, Poeciliidae. The record is from RefSeq and is a predicted model, not a curated record.
AUGUCAGACAUCGGGGACUGGUUCCGAAGCAUCCCUUUGAUCACCCGGUAUUGGUUUGCUGCUUCGAUUGCUGUUCCCUUUAUCGGUAAACUAGGAUUGAUUGAUUUUAGGAACCUUAUGCUGGUCCCAGAGCUGGUCUUUAGCAGAUUUCAGCUCUGGAGGCCGGUGACAGCCACCCUUUAUUUCCCCAUCACCCCAAAUACUGGCUUCCUCUACCUGGUCAACCUUUAUUUCCUCUACCAUUACUCCACUCGGCUAGAAACAGGAGCGUUUGAUGGCCGGCCUGCAGACUAUGUUUUCAUGCUCCUUUUCAACUGGAUCUGCAUUGUCAUAACCGGGCUGCUGAUGGACAUGCGGCUGCUGAUGAUCCCACUGAUCAUGUCGGUGCUGUACGUCUGGGCUCAGUUCAACAGCGAGAUGAUCGUGUCUUUCUGGUUUGGAACUCGCUUCAAGGCACAUUAUCUACCUUGGGUCAUCCUGGUCUUCAACUUUGUCAUCGGAGGAUCAUUUGUGAAUGAGCUGACAGGCAAUCUGGUCGGCCACCUCUACUUUUUCCUCAUGUUCAAAUACCCCAUGGACCUGGGCGGACGCUCCUUCCUCUCCACGCCAGAGUUCUUGUAUCGGUUCUUCCCUAACACCAGAGGAGGAGUGUCGGGGUUUGGAGUUCCUCCGACCAGGAGGCCGGUUCCCCAGGAGCCGCCAGCGGCAGGCGGGGGAGGAGGAGGCCGUCACAACUGGGGACAAGGCUUUCGCCUCGGAGGAGAAUGAGAUCCACUCUCCCUCCGCUCCCUCUAACAAACAACUGAGCAGUUGACUUUUUUUUUUUUUUUUUCUGCCUGAGAUUUUUGCUUCCUCACAAUUUUCUGUUUUGAGAGAGAGAGAGAGAGAAACUUUACCUCAAGUUUUAUUCACAUGUGUGUGUGCGUUAGGUUUUAAAAGAUGCUGCAGGAUGAAACCCGUGAAAGUGUGUGUAUGUGCUUUAACCGGAACUGCUCCGCUCUGCACUACCGGACUCGGACUCUGACCGUAGGCUCGGUUCAUGCCGUUUCUACUGCUGCACGUCUCCGGCAGACGGAACUUAUGAAAAUAAAUGUCUUUUUUUCCCGUGGCGACCCCGAACGCCUCCCGCUCAUUUCCGUCUUUCCUGUCCUCUUCCGCUGUUUUCCUCCACGACUCGACUGUCGACACGAGAGAUGUUGCAGCUGCACGCUGUUGAUUCGGACUCCUCCCUCCCUGUGAUGCCAUAUCGGAUUACAUUGUAAUUAUCACUGCCGAGUGCGCCAUCGGCCUUCCUCCAGCAGAAGAGAAGGGACGCUACAGCGCAUAUAAAAAAAAAAGAAAAAAGUAUUCACUUCCUUGGAUGUGUUGCCCUCUUUAUUGCUUUUACAAAUCAAUCAUGAUCAACAAAAGUUGGCUUCACAAAGAAGAAAAAUCGAUCCGUCUUCUACAAAACGACAAACACUUAACAUAAAUAUUCACCCCCAUUAUAUCGGCUGACCUAAUUUAACAAAGAUCCAGUCAAUUAGUGCCAGCAAUCUCACAAGAAGAAUGGAGGUCACCUGAAUGCGGGGACUCUAAAGCAGCAUAAAGUAGCCCGUAGAUGGAAGGUCCAGUAUUCCUGCCUGUCAUGACAACAGGAAGAGGAACACGCCAAGCAAAUCAGAGUAAAUGUUGCUUAGAGUAUAAGUCAGGGGAUGGAUAUAAAAAAGCUUCAGCUGCUGAAAUGGUAGAGACUGCCUGUUUUCAUCACUUAAAAAGCACCGGCAAGUGACAAUGAGAAAGCCACUGUUGAAGAAAAUUCAUAUCUAGGCUUAAAUAGAGUUUGCCAAAUGGUACAAGAGCGACUCCAUGGUCCAGUGGAAGAGAGUUCUUUAGAGUGAUGAGUAAAAGUGGAGCUUUUCAGCCAUCAAACAGGUGGUGCAUGGUGGCGGCAGCAUCAUGCUUCUUGGCAGGAAGGCUAGUAAAGGCAGAAGGGAAAACGAAUGCAGCAGAAUAGAGAGAAAUGCCAGAGAACAAUUUGUUUUCAUCUGCAAGAGAACUAAGGAGCUAGAGCGACACAGAAAUGGUUUGAAGAUGAACAGAGUGGCCUAGUCAAAGCCCAGACUCUCUGAUAAGAGAAUUUUGUCAGGACUUGACACACGAUCCCCAGCUGACCCCCCCGAGUAUACUGACGGAAGAUUGAAGAGUUUUGACAAGAAGAAUGGAGUAAAACUCGCAGAGUCCAGCAAAAAUCACGUCUACUAAAUAAUGACUUCAAGUGGUGAAUAUGUGCAAUCAGUUUUUUUUUGUUGUUAAAAGCAGUUUUCCCACAGUCAAUUUUUUAAAACUAAAACAUUUGGCUUUUUUUUUUUUUUUUUUUGUCAAAAAGGUCAAAUUUGUAAAACAUCAAAGGGGGUGAAUACUUUAUUUUAUAUAUAGAAACUGUAUUGAACUUGUGUAGCUCCCAGGUCUGAGCUUGUAACAUAUUUUCGAGCCUUUGGUGCAAAGAGCUGGAAGUUUUUCUGACAUGAGAUUUAAAUGAGGUAAAAA